AUGUCUCGGUGCGUGUCUGACUGCCGCGAGUUCGUCGACGUUCGGGGGGCACUCCUGGCGACUCGAGAUGCCGCUUUGAUUGCAGGAGACUUCGACGGCCUUGGCCCCCCCGAUCUGUGCUGUCUCGAGAAACUGCCGAAAGAUGGAGGGAGCUUGGCGAGCUUCUUCGGCACAAGCCAGCAGGACGCCGACCUCCUCCCCCCGAACGAGGGCGUCCUUUUCUGCCACUACGUCCUUGGCCUCGAAACGUCGCAGCCGGCGGCGAUGGCUGCCUACAUGUACGGACUCGUGGCGAGGCAGGAGGCGGCGACCAGCUGGUUCGGGCGCAAGUGGCAGAUCCUUGGGGGAGUCUACUGCACCUUCGACGUCUUCCAUCAGGUCGACAUUCGCGUCGAAGUCCACCUGCCGCCUUCGGCCGGAUGGAAGUCGCGUUUCCUCUCGUCUUCGCUGGCGGCGACGGCCUCGCCGGGCGCCUCGGGGGCCCUCCACUGCUACGUGUUCCCUUCGGCCUCUUCCGUCUUUUGUCGUCCUUCUCUUCGGGCGCCUCAGCCCCGCCCGCCAACCCUCUGUGCCGAGGCCGCGGGCUCGCCGUCGUCGCGUCCGUCUGCGUUUUCGUUCUCCUCGUCUCCGCCGCCUGCGCCCCCGCGGUCGCGGGCGCCGGCGGCGGUUGUUUGCCGCCGGGAGCACGCCCGCGACGUGCGCGACCUUCCGCCGGCGCUGUGGGAUGCGGCGCUGCUUUCUGCGCUGCUGCGCUUGGAAGUCCCGCCCGUGGUGCAUCCGAGCCGGUGCCUGGUGGUUUUUCCGCUCUUCGAGAAGGCGGGCAAGAGCCGCGAGUUCGUGGAGCUUGCGACGCGCUUCUUCGCGUCGGGAGACGACCUCGGUCUGCUGCCCUCGAUCGGCCAGGGCACGAACGCGCUCUGCGAGGUCCUCGCGCGCCACGUGCUCCGCACCGCCUCGGUGCAGAAAGCCGUCGAGACGCUUCUCUCGCUGCAGGCGCUCUCGCCGCUCAUCCACCUGCACAUCUCGCGCGCCUACACUCGGUGCAGGAUGUUUUCGCUCGCGCUUUCGCUGCUCCUGCGCAGCAUCCGGUCCUUCCCUGAAGAGGCCUGUUUCCUGCGCCACCAGGCCAGCGUGCUGCUGGCGAAGGCACGCGAAGACGCCCGCGGAGACGACGCCGCGGGACUAGAAAGCGCCCGAGGCGAGACGGACGAGGGAGACACGAGCGCGCCGUGGAGCCUGGAGCCCAACAGCGAAGGGCUCCCGCGCGAGACUGGGGCGGGGCGAAGGGCCCGUCAUGCCUUGGAGACAGGCGGCCCUGGAGCGACACGUCGCCGUGGAGCGUCGGCGCACCUUGUGCAGCCCUCACGCAUGCGCGGACCCUCGCUUUCUCUUUUUUCUGUGUCUCCGUCUGGCCUGCCGCGGCUGCCGGCGCAGCGAGCGCGAGGCAGCCCUUGGGGGCGAUUGGCGGUGCGGGCUGCGGAGUUCGCGGUGAGCUUGUCCCCAACGCUGUUUCCCUUCUGGCUCACGCUGGCGGAGGCGCUUCGUUUCUGUCGGGCGUUCGCCCAGGCGCUUCUCGCGCUCAACGCCGCCCCUUACGUCCCUCUGGCGCGGCCGCUCUACACGAAGGGCCUGCCGCCGGACAUCCACCGGUGCGAGGUCACGCAGCCCGCGCACCAGCGCUCUGGGUGCUUCAGCUUCCUGCUGCUUCCUCCGGUCGACGACGACUUCCUUCCUCUCGCGGUCUGCUCGGCUUCGCCGUCGCCCGCCCCUGCGCCCUCUUCGCCUCUCCCGUCGUCGCUUCCGCCGUCGUCUCCUUCGGCUGCGGCCGGUCUGCGGAAGGCGACGAGUCUCCACGGUCUCCAGGAGCGAGGCGAGGAGACAGGCCCGCGACGCGACCGCGCGACAGAGAGGGAGCAAUACCCGCGCGAGGUCUACGUUUCGGCGCUGGCCUUCCUCUGGGAAGCAGAGAGAGGCGAGACGCCCCCCCCGCACAGCGACGCCGACGCGCGAGAGCGGCUGUGCCCAGACUCGCAGGCGGCCUCGAGCGCGCAGCCAACGCCUUCGCGGUCGCCAAAGAGUCUGUGCCCAGGGGAGGCCCGCACGCAAAGCGCACUGUCUCUGGCGCGCGCGUCUCCGGCUGCUUCACUUCAUUCUUCGCCCUCCCCCGCCGCGAGCCCGUCUUCGGCUGGCGGUCACGGGAACCCGGAGAAGUCCAGCGGAAGCGGCUGGGACGCCGCGAGCCAGGCAGGCUCCACCGGCGGAGUAGAGCCUGGGCGACGCGCGGAGGCAUGCAAAGACCGUGUAAGGCCUCCAUCGCCUCCCUCCGCGUCUGUCUCCGCUGCCUCGCGUUUCUUGAAUGCGUCGGGCGUCGUCGCCAGUGAAGAGCUUGGAAGAGCUCUCGCAGCUCGCCAAGGCGCCGCGGUGAGCCACCCGGCUGCCUCGCCUCUGUCGGCUGGCGAGGCGCGGCGCCUGCCUCAGGCUUCCUCUCUCUCUCCGGGUUCUGCGGGCGCGAGUGAGUUCGCGUCUUCUCUAGACCACCUGAGCGUGUGUCUGAAGUCUUCGCUGGGCGCGCGUCUGGACUACUUCGAGCGGAAAGCCUUUCAAGUUCUAGUCAAAGUCCAACGCGACAUCUCGCUCGACCUGCUUGUCGCGCUCGCCUCGCGGCUCUUCCUCGUCGCCCGUCCCCUUCCCGACCGCCUCCGCUGGGCGGCGGUGCGCGCUCCCCCCCCUGCCGGCCUGCGCGACGCAGAGCCAGACAGGGAUGACUCAGACGAGCCCGAAGGCCAGUCGGGGGACACACGCGACGCCCCUGAGCGGCGCCGCGCAUGCGGAGAGCCAAGCGGACGGCGCGCCAGCCAGGAGCCGGCGGCUUGUCGAGCCCCCGAAGAGACAGCCGAAGGCGCAGACCGACCUGCACCGCGUGUUGAUUCCUCUGCGGAAGGCAACUCGAACGCUGGAAACGGAGACUCCGAGGGGGAAAAGGCCCGCCGCCGACACUCCGCGUGUGGAAACGCGUCUCUCGCCUCCAGUCGAGGCUCUCGCCCUUCGGAGCAAUCCGCACAGCGGACGGCCUCUGGAUCUCCGUCGCCCGCGUUUCUGCCGUCUUCACCGUCGCUGCUGCACUCUGCGGGGGGGGAUGGCGCUGCAGCCGCCGACGGCACUAGCAGCGACGGUGAGCGUGCCGGGCCUCAGUGCCUGCCGUCCUGCUCUUUGGGCUCGUCUCUCGCUUCCUCCCCGGGCGUCUCUUCGUUCGCUUCCUGCGCAUCGUCUUCUGCCGCGCUGGGGGAUGGCGGCGCGGGUGAGCGACAGCACGCAGCGCGCGGAGCGUCCGCGGACAACGCAACACCCAAUCUGCCGCUCGCGAGGUCGCCGAGGGAGGAAGAGGCCGCGCGGAACAAGCGCGCAGAGAGCGACGGGCGGAGAGAAAGGCGCGAAAGACAACGACGAGAGGAAGAACUCAAUGCGCUCCGCGCGUGGCUCGACACACAGGCGCCGAUUCGACCGGAGUUUCUGCGGAGGCCUCAGUCCAAGAUGCUGGAGAAAAUCACGCGGGCGCUGGAAAGCGAUCUCGCGCUGCUUGCGCAGGCCCAAGGCAGCGAAGAGGAAGAAAUUCGUUUCUUCACGAGCUUGUCGGCCUGGGACCCCGGCACUCGCAGUCUCGUUGAGAAGGCGGGAUCCUUCUUGGUGGCGAGAGGUUCGCUCUGUUACCGGCUCCGCGAGUGGCGCAGCAUGUGCGUCUCCUACGGCCUCGCGCUUCGCCUCGGGCUCUCAUGCAAGGCGAGCCACAUGCUGCUGCGGUACUUUGCGCGGCGAGGCCUUCCAGGGGAGGCACUCCGCAUUUGCUCAGUCACGUGCCUGCACGUGCGGCACGUCUGCGGCGAAGACCUUCCUGCGUUGCCUUUCUGGAUGUCCGCAGAACUCGCCAAGCUCAUUGACCGCGUCGGCGUUGAGCUCGUGGCUGCCAGCGCGAGCCAGGUGCCUUGGCACGCCAGACACCCCGCAGUCGAGAGUUUCAUCGAAAGCCGGCGCAGAGCUCGAGCUGCAGAGGAGGCGUUGUUCAACUGA
This is a messenger RNA of Besnoitia besnoiti, 4065 nucleotides long. Its product is annotated as ChAPs (Chs5p-Arf1p-binding proteins) protein. The record is from RefSeq and is a predicted model, not a curated record. NCBI's taxonomy places the organism in Eukaryota, Apicomplexa, Conoidasida, Eucoccidiorida, Sarcocystidae. The transcript has 8 exons. Gene Ontology annotation, biological process: Golgi to plasma membrane transport. Gene Ontology annotation, cellular component: exomer complex. Bases 1 to 4065 code for a protein of 1354 amino acids. Gene Ontology annotation, molecular function: protein binding.